CCUCCCUUAGAAGGCCUGUAAUCUCCUAGCAUGUCAUCCCCCUCUCCUCAGAAGUGAUUAAGGGGCCAGGCUCCAAAGAGGAUUAAAGAAACAGUCUGUGGGGUGCAUUGGGCAGGAGUACUCUAUUCUGAGUUCAACUACCUUGUUCUCUUAAGAAUCACCACCAUGGCCCUUGUGCCUGGGAGCAGUGAGGAGGAUGGGCCUUGGGCUAGAGAUAGCCCAGGCUCCUCCAAGCACCCAGAAAGUCCCAGGCUGACCAACUCUCUGCGGAAGGACAGAGGAGAGAUUGGGAGGGUUGAAGGGCACCAGGAUAUUCAGGUUGUUUCUCAAAAGUCCCACCUGCCCUCUAUUGUGGUGGAAGCCUCUGAGGUGAAUGAAGAAGAGAAUGGGGAUCUCCAGUGGCCCCAUGAGGAGCUGCUGCUGCUCACAGAUGGUGAGGAAGAGGAGGCUGAGGCCUUCUUCCAGGACGAAAGUGAAGAGCCAGGCUGGGCUUGGAGCCCACAGAACCCUAGGUCACCCUUAAGAACAUUUAAUGUUGGACUCAGCUGGGGGCAGGAAGAACAAGAUGCCUCCUGGAUUCCUGAGGACACAGAGUACCAGGAAGCCCCCAACUUCUGUUCUUUUUGGGACCCAGCAAUAAGCUCCUAUGCCUGCAGAAGCCGUUUUGUGGAAUAUUCUCAUCUCCUGCCUCCAAGUAGCUUUGAGGGUAAGUACUGUUGUCUCUCCCUCAAAUAUUUCACCUAG
This is a messenger RNA of Lemur catta (Ring-tailed lemur), 744 nucleotides long. RefSeq names its product LBH domain containing 1 (gene LBHD1). Gene Ontology annotation, cellular component: nucleus. Lineage: Eukaryota; Metazoa; Chordata; Mammalia; Primates; Lemuridae. The record is from RefSeq and is a predicted model, not a curated record. Gene Ontology annotation, biological process: positive regulation of DNA-templated transcription. The coding region runs from base 166 to 744 and encodes 192 amino acids. The transcript is spliced from 3 exons.